AUCAUGAAGUGGUUGGUUCUCCAGCUGCUGACACUCUACUGCCUGGUGAUCAUGCCAGUGACAGGAAAGUUUAAAGAGGCAGUUGAGGUUGUAACAGAGCCUCCAAUUUAUGUUGUACCAGACCAGAUUCUAUUAAGAUGUGUGACAUCCCCCAACGUGUAUGAUUGCAAGAACAAGUGCGGGUUUCACUCGGAUUGUAUUUUUGGCUAUGAAUGCUGCUAUUCCUCCUGUGGAAAAAUCUGCAUGAGAAUGCAAGAACCUGUGACCAGAACUAAGAAAAUUAACCCCAACAGCACGGUGGUGUCUACUGUUGUUCCCUUAACCACCAGUGAGAUGUCGACUACACUUGAAGGACAACACAUUAAUUCUACCUGAUGUCCAGUGGUACCAUCGUCUUGUUCCAGCUGGGAGGCGAGGCGAAGGAGGAGUUAGGGUCAUAGGGAAGUGUCCCUCCUCCUUGCCAACUCUGUUCCCUAAACCAUUAUAUUAUAUUAUCAGCCUCAAUUCCUUGACAAAUAAACUAUGGCAGUA
This is a messenger RNA of Lutra lutra (Eurasian river otter), 531 nucleotides long. Its product is annotated as WAP four-disulfide core domain protein 13-like. Bases 4 to 375 code for a protein of 123 amino acids. The transcript is spliced from 3 exons. NCBI's taxonomy places the organism in Eukaryota, Metazoa, Chordata, Mammalia, Carnivora, Mustelidae. The record is from RefSeq and is a predicted model, not a curated record.